AUGAUGAGCCGCAAGUCUUCCCAUACUGUCACUGAGGUCCCACCCGGACACGUUACUUUCUUGAAGUCCGCUAACCCUGAGCCUUCCAGUGCUAAGCCUACGGAAGUAAGAUUGACCUAUGCAGAACGCCUCAAUCUCUAUAUGAAUCACCCUUGGGGUCUGGUCGACUACCACAUCUACCUCGCACACAUUGAGAGUGGUCGAGAUCGGAUCAACCGCUCAAAAGAGUGCCAUCUCCUCGAGAGUGACGGAUUUACCCAGGUGAGCCUCACUGAAGAGCUUACUUCCGAGAAGAUCCCCACAGGCACAACCCCAACAGUAAUAUUUGUGAGUAUCCCCGUCCCUAAGGUAGCAAACAAAUUCGACAACACCAGGCUGGUUUUAGGCUUUGAUCUUACAGCCUUCAAUCUACAGGGUUAUCUUGUCGAAUCUGAGACCCCCCUGGAUGGAUACAAGGACCUCCAUAAGGCAUGGAACAAGGGUCGUCUAAUUAUUAAUAUGCACGCUCACAAGUUCUUGGGUAUGGUAGACCACACUAUGCGGAAUGACAUUGAGAUCCUUGAUGUUGGUAUGCUCCGUCACUAUGGCGAGACUAAGCGUGAGUUCCAUGCUGGGUUUGAUAUGGUCAUUGCUAUUCAAUUCCUGCAGUUCCUGAGUGACCAUGCCGAUCUUCUUUUCGAGGAUAGCGAGUGGUUCCGUGAGACAUACACUUCUUCUCAGUAUAAUAUGCGCGAAAUGAUUGCUGCUAGCUCGCAUGGCUCGUGGUUUGCUGCUAACGACGGUAUGACUGUUGAGCAGUAUCGCCAGAAGGAGAGAAGGAAGGUUGUUGUUUCUAACUUGUUCUAUGGCCAGACUGUUGACAUUUUGGGACAAGCUGCUUCUGCUGAACAGAAGGCUGUUCCGGCUGAGGUUUCUAAAGUGGAUGCUCAUGCUAAGCUUAUCAAGCUAGGAGCCUGGCUUGCUUAA
This is a messenger RNA of Penicillium antarcticum, 966 nucleotides long. RefSeq lists its product as uncharacterized. The coding region runs from base 1 to 966 and encodes 321 amino acids. NCBI's taxonomy places the organism in Eukaryota, Fungi, Ascomycota, Eurotiomycetes, Eurotiales, Aspergillaceae. The transcript has a single exon. The record is from RefSeq and is a predicted model, not a curated record.